Messenger RNA from Trametes versicolor FP-101664 SS1, 1375 nucleotides. RefSeq names its product Aldo/keto reductase. Lineage: Eukaryota; Fungi; Basidiomycota; Agaricomycetes; Polyporales; Polyporaceae. The transcript has 6 exons. Gene Ontology annotation, molecular function: aldose reductase (NADPH) activity; oxidoreductase activity, acting on NAD(P)H as acceptor. The coding region runs from base 379 to 1296 and encodes 305 amino acids. Gene Ontology annotation, cellular component: cytosol. The record is from RefSeq and is a predicted model, not a curated record.
CUGGUGUCUCGCAUACUGUACAGAGACGUUGCAAGCAUAAUGAUCAACUUGGAACUUGGCCUUCUAGCACCGAUACCUGAUGAAAGAUAGGCAAAUAUAGCAUCAUUUCCCCACCCGCGUCCCCUCACAGUGGGUCGCCACGUUUACUGUGCGUCGGAGGCCAACUCCCAUGCUGUGAAGCAUUAGCAAGCUUGGGCGCGAGUCCGUGGGUCAUCUGUGUUCUGAACCAUCACUGCGGGGCACAACGUGCAGGGUGACGUGCGCAAAGGGAAUUCUGCGCUCACAAGGGGCCCGACUUUCGUCAUCGGAUCGAUCUUAUCGGUCAUGGCCUUCCCGCUCAAGUCUCUCAGAACCUAUAUAACAGUCGCAGUCAUAAGCAUGGUCGUCCUCUCCGCGUUCCGUCGCUUCGCCACCACCACCAUCACGCGCACCAUGGCCCCCCUUUCCAUCACUCUCAACGACGGCAAGCAGAUUCCCUGGCUGGGAUUCGGUACGGGCACCGCGCUCUAUGGCAAGGACGCAGCGAGCUUCGUGCAAGUUGCUAUCUCGAAUGGCGUGACCCACCUCGACGGCGCGCAGAUCUACGGAAACGAGGAUACGCUUGGGGCGGGUAUUGCUGCUUCUGGCAAGUCGCGCUCCGAGCUCUUCGUGACCACCAAACUUGCGAAGGUUCCGGAGGGGCAGACUGUCCGCGACACGCUGAUCGAGUCGCUGAAGAAGCUCCGCCUCGACUAUGUCGACCUCUUCCUCAUCCACAUGCCCACCCACCACGAGGGAAAGCUGAAGUCCGUUUGGAAGCAGUUCGAGGAAAUACAGAAGGAGGGCCUGGCGAAGAGCAUUGGCGUCUCCAACUUCCGAGUUAAGGACUUGGAGCAGGUGCUCGAAAGUGCUACGGUCAUUCCGGCGGUAAACCAGAUCGAGUUCCAUCCAUACGUUUACAAGGCUGCCCUGCCAGUACUCGCGCUCCAGAAGAAGCACAACAUCGUCACAGAGUCCUAUGGGGGCCUUACUCCCAUCGUUCGUAACAAGGGCGGUCCCGUGGACCCCGUUUUGGCCACUAUCCGCGCGCGUCUCGAGAAAGACACAGGCAAGAACGUCACAGAAGGCCAGGUCCUCGGUCUGUGGCUCCGGGCCCAGGGCGUGGUUGAAGUCACGACGAGCACGAAGGAGGAGCGCGUAAAGGAAUAUGUUUCGACGCAGAGUCUUCCAGAUAUCACCCCGGAGGAGGUCGAGGCAAUCAGCGAGGCCGGAUCCAAGCUCCAUCAUCGCGCCUUCUGCCAGUUCUUCGACGAGUGAGGCCUCGGCUUGCAAUCAGUGUUAUUAUGAAGUAUCGAACGGAUGUAUAGUACAAUGGAACUAGAGUGUUGUAUGUUGC